Molecule: messenger RNA, 219 nt
Organism: Monoraphidium neglectum
Lineage: Eukaryota; Viridiplantae; Chlorophyta; Chlorophyceae; Sphaeropleales; Selenastraceae
Exons: 2
Coding region: 1-219 (72 amino acids)
Source: RefSeq, a predicted model, not a curated record
AUGGUGCUGCUACUGGCGGAGGCCGGCGUGCGCAUGCGGGGCCAGAGCAAGCCCUUCGCCUUCGCCUCCGAACAAGUCCUGCCUCACGCCGCCCGCCUCCUGGGCUACAAAGCCACCUACCCCGAGUACACCAGCGGCCCCGCCGCCCAGCAAGAAACCAACGCCCAAGCGCCUGCCAGUGGCUCGGCGCCGCCCUCGGAGCGGCGAGAGGAGCUGUGA